This is a messenger RNA of Mus pahari (shrew mouse), 2611 nucleotides long. Its product is annotated as zinc finger protein 431-like. Gene Ontology annotation, biological process: regulation of transcription by RNA polymerase II. Lineage: Eukaryota; Metazoa; Chordata; Mammalia; Rodentia; Muridae. The transcript is spliced from 4 exons. Gene Ontology annotation, cellular component: nucleus. Gene Ontology annotation, molecular function: RNA polymerase II cis-regulatory region sequence-specific DNA binding; DNA-binding transcription activator activity, RNA polymerase II-specific. Bases 135 to 362 code for a protein of 75 amino acids. The record is from RefSeq and is a predicted model, not a curated record.
AGCAAAGGAGGAGGAUCCUUCCGGGUGUCACGCUGCAAGUUCCGCUCUGAGACUGAGCAGUCCUGAGUGUUUCCGUGUGUUGUGCUCUGAACUCUGCUACUAGGUACUGUGAGGGGACGCUCUGAAGUCGCGACAUGGAUGCAGUGACCUAUGAUGAAGUGCAUGUGAACUUCACUCAGGAAGAGUGGGCUUUGCUGGAUCAUUCCCAGAAGAGUCUCUACAGAGAUGUGAUGCUGGAGACUUACAAGAACCUGACUGCUAUAGGCUACAAUUGGGAAGACCAUAAUAUUGAAGAUCAUUGUCAAAGUUCUAGAAGACAUGGAAGGAGAAUAUUCUCUCUGCCAAGGUCAGUGACUCCAUGAUAAUCAGAAAUGGCAUGAUUCCAGGAAGCAAAACUGUCUCUGGUGAUCCUCACCAAUAUGGUGAUGCUGUGACCUUCAGGACCCCUUAAGACUGUGGGAAAGAACUCUGAAAACAUGAGUUCAACAGAAGUUCAAGAAUAUAUAAGUCAGUGUAAGAGCUGUCCUUUACAGGAUUUCUCAAUGCAAAAUAUAAAGAUGCAAUAUAAAUUGUAUGAGUGGCUUCACAAACCUGAAAGAACAGAGAGCUGUACUAAUGAAUGAGCUCUGUCAGAAAGAUACUAUAGAAGGAGACAAUGAUUUGGUCAAUAGACAAAAAACAAAACAAAACCUGGAUCACAAAAGAGAAAGGAAUAGUUAAAAAUAAGGCUCAGAUAAUAGUGGAAAAUGGUUGUCUCCUCCACAGAAGAUAUCAACAACUAAAUUUGAUCCCGAUAUUUUACUUCCUAAGGGAGGUAGUUAUAUGUGCAGUCCAAAUAGAGGUUGGGGACAGACAAAAGUCUGGUGUCAAGAAAAAAAGAUGAUGGCUUGACAAUAUUUCUACUUUUGGGCAUCACUUAACAAUAAGCCUUGGAGUUGUUGAGAUAAAGAAGAAAAAAUUCCAAAGAUUAAAAGAAUGUAUUGAAGUAGCUAAGAAUUAUAAAAAUGAGCUUCAAUGCUGCUUGCAUCAGCAUAAGCAAGAGCUCUCUAAAUUGGAAAAAAAUUUAAAUGAUACUUAAAGUUAACUUCUUCACACAAAACAGCCUCUAUGUGUAGACUUCUCAACCACAUGCACUGUGUCCAAUGAACCAUAUAGGACUUGCUAGUUUAAAAAAAAUGUACUUGCUUUCUGGUUCAUUUGCUUUGAAUGUGCUCUAUAUUUCAGUUUCUAUUUCUAAGAGUCGAGGGGAUAAGGUCAUAAAAUACUGAUUUAUGGAAUGAUCAAAAGAGAACCUGGGUUAAAUGAUUAAACAGUUACUAAGGAAGUAGCUUAUGCGAAUAAGAAAGUGGCCCUGGUCUGCAAGAGCUAUUUCAAGCAUAUUAGAGUUGUCUUUGGUCUGCAAGAGAGCCUCUCUUGAGCAGAUUACAGAGCUGUCAGCUGGCAUCCAUCACUGUCUCCAAGUCAUUGUUUCACUGCUCCCAUCCACCCCCUCUCUCCUGCUGAGGCUGGACCUCAGCAAGAGGCCAGAGAAGACCACUAGUGAAGGUGCAGUUGACAGCACAGGACUGAAGGGGUCAUGCAAAGAAGUUCUUGGUAUCAUGAAGAGAGCCUAUGAGAGGCUAUUGGUGAAGCCUAGUUGCAGCAGAAGACACCAGCAUAUCAGAGAUGCCAGUACCAUGGGAUGACCACCAAGAAUAGCGGCAGUGGAGUGGAUCUACCUGAACCUGGAGUUCUGCAAGAGGACAGAAUUGGAGAGAUGACCCAAGCCCUUUGGAGGAGCCCAGAAGACCAUGUGUAGAUCCCAGACACUGGAACAAGAAACUGUAAAGUUAACGUUGCCAUGGAUACCCCUAGAUGUUAAAGCUGUGGGAGCCAUGGGAUACCUGCCAUGGAAAGUUGCUAGCAGGGAGUGGAACCAGCCCUUGAGAAAGAAAUUUGUUGCAGUCAACAAAGCUGAAAGGAGUGGAUAUCAAACAUGGAGGUGCAGUUCAGAAUUAGCCCAGAUGGUUUUCUGUCUUGCUUUGAUCCAAUAUUUCCUCACUAUGACAUUUUGGAAUGGUAGUGCAUAUCCUGUGCCAUGACAUACAGGAAAUAUGUGAUCUGCAUUUUGGUUUUAUAAGGUAUUACAGUUAGGAGAUUGCAGGAGUAUCAAAAGAGACUUUGAAGUUUGGAUUUUUUUUUUUAACAUUGUUGAGACCACUGUAGACUAUGGAUACUUUUAAAGUUGGACUAAAUGUAUUUUGCAUUAUCCUAUGUUUAUGUAUGGCCCCCUAUAGACUCAUGUGUUUGAACAAGCCUAUGGGGAUGAGGGAGUAGAAUGUGGUGGUUUGAAUAUGCUUGGCUCAUGGGAAGUGGCACUAUUAGUAGGUGUGACCUUGUUGGAGUAAGUGUGGUCAUGUUGGAGGAAGUACAUCACUGUGGGCAUAGGCUUUGAAGCUCCACCCAGUGUGGAAAGUCUCUUCCUGGUUACCUUCAGAUCAAGAUAUAGAACCCUUGGCUCCUCUAGCCCUAUGUCUGCCUACACAUGUCCAUGCUUCUUGCUAUGAUGAUAAUGGACUCAACCUCUGAAACUGUAAGGUAGCCCUAAUUAAAUUUGUUGUCUUUUGUAAGA